AGUGUGCAAUGUUGUUUAUUUAUAUAAUAAAAAAGUGUAUUAAUAUUAAAAGAAAGUACUAAAGUUAUUUUCUAAAUGUUUCUAAAAUGACUUUCCUGAAUAUUCAUGUUUAAAGCUGAAGGCGUGCUGAGUGUUCUUUUUCUCAGCGGGGCCUGGCUAUUUUAUUUAUUUAUUUAUUUAUUUAUUUAUUUAUUUAUUUAUUAAUAAAUAAGGGUACUGUGCACUCAAUCAUUUUUUGCUUUGUUCGGGUUGGAUGACGUUCAGCAGUGAAUUGGCGACAGAAUUUUCUUCGACCAUCUGAUUGGCCCAGGCUUUUACCCGCCCCUCCCGGAAGAGGUGCCAUGAUUUUCCCAUGUGAUAAAAUGAAAAUAAUUCUACACUCGCGGUGAGUAACUAUGACGACUGCAUUCAGCAGCGAUGGCGCCCAGGCGAUCCAGCGGACCCUGGGUACCCUGGCAACAGUUGGCAGUGCUGGUGUUGAGGCAUUGGAUGAGGUGUAUCGGAUUGAGGAGACCUGCACCUUCAUCUUGCAGAAUGAACUACACAAGGUAGCGUUGCAGUUCUCUGAUGACCUACUGGUGGAUUCAGCUGCAGUAGCUGCAAAACUUGAGAAGAACACUGGGGCAAAAAUGUAUAUACUGGGAGAUACAUCAUAUGGCAGCUGCUGUGUGGACGAGGUUGCAGCAGAGCAUGUUGGAGCAGAGGGGAUUAUCCACUAUGGGAGAGCAUGUCUCAGCCCCUCUAGACGGCUGCCAGUGAUGCAUGUGUUCGGUAGGAAGGCAGUUGACCUUGAGAGAUGUGCAGAGUCCUUCAGAGAACACUACCCUGACACACAGAGCCAUGUGAUUAUACUCUAUGACGUUGUCUAUUUCUUCAUCAUGGGUAGUCUGCAGCAUAUCCUUGAAUCUGAAUAUGCCAAUGUUGUCAUGUCCCAGAUCAGCACAGAUGGGACCCAGUGUUAUAGUCCCAGGCAGACAGAUAAACCCCAUGAAGCGGCCCAGGCUGAAACUAAUCCGAACCAGACAGAUGCCCAGUUUGUUCGGAAAUUCGGCCGUCAGUUUGCCUUGAGGGAAGGCUGCAGCUUGGAAGACUACAGAAUAUUUUACAUAGGCCAGGAAGGCGUAACCUUAACAAACUUCAUGAUGACCUUUAACCAGUGCUCCUUCUACACCUUUGACCCCGAGACGAGUGCUGGGAGGCUGGAGUCCGUGAACAUCAACAAGGCCCUAAUGAAGCGCUAUUACUUAAUUGAGAGGGCCAAAGACUCCAAAGUAGUGGGCAUUUUAGUGGGCACUCUUGGUGUUGCAGAUUACCUUUCCAUCAUUGACCAUCUAAAGGACCUGAUUAAAAAAGCAGGGAAGAAGAGCUACGUGUUUGUUAUGGGGAAGCUUAAUGUGCCCAAGCUGGCAAACUUUCUCGAGAUUGAUAUUUAUGUGCUGGUGGCCUGUCCAGAGAAUUCCUUCCUGGACUGCAGCGAGUUUUACAGGCCGGUGGUGACACCCUUUGAAAUGGAGGUAGCCUGUAACAAGAACAGGGAAUGGACUGGGGAAUAUGUCACCAGCUUCAGAGACUUGCUACCAGGGGCAUGCAGCCACGUUGAGUUCCCUAAUCCAGGUGCUGAUGGCGACGACACUGAUGUCUCACUGAUCACUGGGGCUCUGCGAUCCUCUUAUUGGAACAACUCAGAAUCCCAGGACAAUCUACCCAGUUCUUCUCUGGUUCAGAGAAACCCAACACUGACGGUGGCUCAGACAAACCCAGCAGCUUCCUUCUUGGCCUCUCGUAGUUGGCAGGGACUGGAACAGAAGCUGGGAGAGACGCCUGUGACCAAAGCAGUGGAAGGGAGGCGAGGAAUUGCUAUCGCCUACGAGGAAGAAGGGAAUAGCUAAAGCAGCAGGCUGCUCAGGACAUUGCAUCAUAAAACAUAUGUAUCUAUCACAAGAGAAGGGGUUAAGGUAGACUCAUGAUAUCCACGAACUUGCAAAGUGGCUUGACCUCGACAAUGUUGACAGUUUUCUGUCCAGAACCAAGCAACAACAUGGUAUCAGUCUACAAAUAUUCAUACAACUACCCCACCACGUAAAUAUUAAUGGUGAAUGAAUUCCAGUGGUUUUUAAAGGAAAUAGUUUGCAGUAUCAGGAAUAUAUGAUUCCUGGUGAAGAUGGACACUUUAAAGCGCAAGGGAUUUAAAAUAAAGAAAGCCACAGUGGACCGUUGGCAAGGGAAAAAGUAGGUUUAUACAGGGAUGGAAAUAAUACUUCUAUUCCGUAGCAGUUUCACCCUUUCCAGGUGUUACUAAGAGCUUGAUUAGCCACAGUGCAUAGGUAACAGACUCAGGUGUUUCUUAUUAGUCAUGGUAAAACCAGGAAUGGAUCAAACUGAUAUGCAAUGAGAGUCUUAUUUCCAUCCCCGGUUUAUAAAUAAUAAUUAAAAUAUGAAAGUAUGUUUUGACUUGUCAUGGCAGUAGGAAACAAAAAUUACAUUUUAUAUUUGUCACAGCACAAAUGAUGGUCUCUUAAAAUGAGUGGUAAGAUAAUGGUAAGCAGAUCCUCAACAGUCUGCCAGUCAUUGGCAGUGCAGAAAACAUUGUACUCAAGAUUGUUUAAUGUCAAAUUACAGGUUUCAUUUUUCCCAUCAUUAAAUGAAUUAAAUACAAAUAUAAAAAGACGUCUGUCAGAUGAAGGCAUCAUUGAGUGUGAAGGAACACUUAAUCACAGUCAACAUAAUUGGAUUUCUGGACUUUUUAUGUUUCUUUAAACCAGCCACCAAUAUUUCAACUGGUAAUAUACCUCAUAUUACCUCAAGAUACUGAUUAGAUUUUUUUUUUAGUGUUCUAGAAACUCCUCAUUCAAAACUGGACCCUUCAGUUUGAACUGUGACUGAAGAUGGCUGACAUUGGGGUCAUGUGACUUGUUUUCCGGUUGGUAAAGAACAAGUGCUUUGAGACGUUGGCUUUGUAUUGGCAUUGUUAUCGAAACCAUGCAUACAUAAUCGUUUGGUGACAUGGAGUUUCAUAUUGAGACUUUAUAUUGAGGUCAUAAUAAGUUUGGUUACAGCGACUACAGUACUGUAUGGUGCACAUCUUUAUUCUAUGAUUCUAUGAAUUGUCCAGUAAAAUGCCACACCUUUUUCACCUCUGCCCAUAUCAAUAAUACACAUAAUUUCACAUCAAUUAUCCAUUUUACCAAAUGGUUUCCUGGUUUUAUAGAAACAGGUGAAUAUAAUCUGACAUCUCCAUUCAUGACCUCAUUGCUCACAGUUGUGUACUUUACCUAUUGUGUGCUUUAGAUAUUUACUGUAGGUCAAAGCCUUGUCAGGAAUAAACUUGGAUCAGACUGUUGGUAUACAUAUCAUUGGGCAGUCGUGAGUAAUCAGUAUUGUAAC
This is a messenger RNA of Acipenser ruthenus (sterlet), 3384 nucleotides long. RefSeq names its product 2-(3-amino-3-carboxypropyl)histidine synthase subunit 2-like. Gene Ontology annotation, molecular function: 2-(3-amino-3-carboxypropyl)histidine synthase activity. Gene Ontology annotation, biological process: protein histidyl modification to diphthamide. NCBI's taxonomy places the organism in Eukaryota, Metazoa, Chordata, Actinopteri, Acipenseriformes, Acipenseridae. The record is from RefSeq and is a predicted model, not a curated record. Bases 396 to 1889 code for a protein of 497 amino acids. The transcript is spliced from 7 exons.